Poecilia latipinna (sailfin molly) is the source of this 1095-nucleotide messenger RNA. It is a transcript of the gene gemin6, whose product is annotated as gem (nuclear organelle) associated protein 6. The transcript is spliced from 2 exons. Bases 87 to 689 code for a protein of 200 amino acids. The record is from RefSeq and is a predicted model, not a curated record. NCBI's taxonomy places the organism in Eukaryota, Metazoa, Chordata, Actinopteri, Cyprinodontiformes, Poeciliidae. Gene Ontology annotation, cellular component: nucleus; SMN complex. Gene Ontology annotation, biological process: spliceosomal complex assembly; spliceosomal snRNP assembly.
AAUCAAACCUCACUGUUUCUGUUCCCGGCCUGCAGGGGGCAGCAGCGGCUCUUUGUGGAGGAUAAAGCGGAACUCUUGUGUUUGCCAUGUUUCCUUCGGACGCCUGCAGAGUGGGGCCAGUGUUCAGAAGAGGGCAGACCGACUACUGGACCGUGAUGCAGAGCGGCUGGCUUCAUUCAGGUCCGCAGCUGUGGCUCCGCUGCGUCCACAGACAGGUGAGGGUGACGGCGGGAAAGCAGCGGGAGGAGCACCGCGGCUGGCUGCUGACCGUGGACCCGGUCUCCCACAGUGUGGCUCUGGUGAGCUUCGGGGAGGACGGUGCGUCGGUCCAGGUGGUUCUGGGUCACGCCGUGGAAGACGUGGAAGUUCUGCAGGAACCGGACCCGGACACGGAGGAGCGGCUCCGCUCCCUCUUCCCGCCUCCGGAGACCGGUGGCCCGGAUCCGGACGAGCGACACUGGAGGAGGUCUGGAGUCCGCCGCUGGCUCCAGCAGAACCGGGUUCCGGUAGAGGAGGAUGGGAACGAACUUCGGGUCGCCCAUGUUCUGACCAUCCGGGCCCCAUAUCGACCCGACGACUGCAGCAGCGCCAACCAGAUCAUCCUGGACCGGGUCCAGAGACUGCUUCGGGUCCAGCCCGACCAGGUUCCAGAUGGACCCGUUCCACCUGGAACCAGUGACGGAUUAUAAAGGGCAUUGAGACGGAUCCAGAGCGGUUCUGGUUCAGUCUGGAACCAGUUCCUGUUUAACUGGCUUUAGAUGAGCCGUUCGUACCAAACGGGUUUCUGGACCACAGUCUGAAUCUAUCGGAAGCUCCUGAACAGAACCAGGUGGAAACGGGUCACGCAAUUGGGUUCCUCCGAUGUGCAUUGCUCUUUAAAUCUGAGGGCUGAAGCCCCGCCCCUUCCUGCUGGUCUCCUCCAAUCAGCUGAUCAUGAAUCAGUUUAGUUUGAAUCCUUUCAAACCAAAUUGACUUUCCGGUCCCGUUGUGUUUCUCUGGACCUGUCAGCUAGUUGGGUUUACAGUUUUCCAGAACCGGGUCACGGACAGUGCGGUCCCAAUUGAUCAAAUAAAUCAGAUUCUACCAUUAAUCAGA